Elgaria multicarinata webbii is the source of this 2929-nucleotide messenger RNA. RefSeq names its product sodium/potassium-transporting ATPase subunit alpha-2-like. Gene Ontology annotation, cellular component: plasma membrane. Bases 170 to 2881 code for a protein of 903 amino acids. The record is from RefSeq and is a predicted model, not a curated record. Lineage: Eukaryota; Metazoa; Chordata; Lepidosauria; Squamata; Anguidae. The transcript has a single exon. Gene Ontology annotation, biological process: intracellular potassium ion homeostasis; sodium ion export across plasma membrane; potassium ion import across plasma membrane. Gene Ontology annotation, molecular function: ATP binding; P-type sodium:potassium-exchanging transporter activity; ATP hydrolysis activity.
CACAAAAGCCCGGGCAGCCGAGAUCCUGGCUCGGGAUGGCCCCAAUGCCCUGACGCCUCCCCCAACCACACCGGAGUGGGUCAAGUUCUGUCGGCAGCUCUUUGGUGGUUUCUCCAUCCUGUUGUGGAUCGGGGGCGGCCUUUGCUUCCUGGCCUACACCAUCCAAACAAUGGUGGACGAGAAUCCCAUGAAAGACAACCUCUACCUGGGCGUGGUGCUGGUGGCCGUGGUUAUCGUGACGGGUUGCUUCUCCUACUACCAGGAGGCCAAGAGUUCCAGGAUCAUGGACUCCUUCAAGCACAUGGUGCCUCAGCAGGCCCUGGUGAUCCGGGACGGCGAGAAGAUGCUUAUUGCUGCUGAGAACGUGGUGGUGGGGGACCUGGUGGAGGUGAAGGGAGGAGACCGGAUUCCCGCCGACCUGCGGAUCAUCUCUGCCAGCAGCUGCAAGGUGGAUAAUUCCUCUCUGACGGGCGAGUCGGAGCCGCAGAGCCGGACCCCGGAGUUCACCAAUGAGAACCCACUGGAGACACGCAACAUCUGUUUCUUCUCCACGAACUGCGUGGAAGGUACCGCACGGGGCAUCGUUAUCUUGACGGGGGACCACACGGUAAUGGGCCGCAUUGCCUCUUUGGCCUCCGGCUUGGAAGAAGGGCCCACUCCCAUUGCCAUGGAGAUAGAACACUUCAUCCACAUCAUCACCGGGGUGGCUGUCUUCCUGGGAGUGACCUUCUUCUUCUUGUCCCUCUUCCUCGGCUAUUCCUGGCUGGAGGCCGUGGUCUUCCUUAUUGGCAUCAUCGUGGCCAAUGUUCCAGAAGGGCUCCUGGCCACAGUCACAGUGUGCCUGACCCUGACGGCCAAGCGCAUGGCGCGCAAGAACUGCCUGGUGAAAAACCUGGAGGCUGUGGAGACGCUGGGCUCCACCUCCACCAUCUGCUCGGACAAGACGGGCACCCUGACCCAGAACCGCAUGACCGUCGCCCACAUGUGGUUCGACAACCAGAUCCACCAAGCCGACACCACCGAGGAGCAGGCAGGGGCAAUGACUGGCAAGCGCUCGCCCACGUGGACAGCCCUGGCCCGCAUCUCCGGCCUCUGUAACCGGGCGGACUUCAGAGCGGGACAAGAGGAUGUCCCCAUUGCAAAGAGGGAGACGACGGGAGACGCUUCGGAGUCUGCCCUCCUGAAAUGCAUCGAGCUGUCCUGCGGGUCGGUGGCAGAGAUGCGGAGGAAGAACGCCAAGGUGGCAGAGAUCCCCUUCAACUCUACGAACAAGUACCAGUUGUCUGUUCACGAAGCUGAAGACAAACCCAAAGGUCACCUCCUGGUGAUGAAGGGGGCUCCCGAGAGAAUCUUGGAGAAGUGCUCUACCAUCCUGCUUCAAGGGAAGGAAGUGAACCUGGACAAGAAGAUGCAGGAUGCUUUUCAGGACACCUACCACGAGCUGGGGGGUCUAGGGGAGAGAGUGCUGGGCUUCUGCCACCAAUACCUCCCCGAGCGCCAGUUUCCCCGGGGCUUCAAGUUUGACGUGGAGAAGGUCAACUUCCCCAUCAAUAAACUUUGUUUCGUGGGGCUCAUUUCCAUGAUCGACCCACCGCGGGCCGCCGUGCCGGACGCUGUGGGCAAAUGCCGAAGCGCCGGGAUCAAGGUGAUCAUGGUGACCGGGGACCACCCCAUUACCGCCAAAGCCAUUGCCAAGGGAGUGGGCAUCAUCUCCGAGGGAAACGAGACCGUGGAGGACAUUGCCGCCCGGCUCAACAUCCCCGUCAGUGCAGUCGAUCCCCGGGAAGCCAAGGCCUGCGUCAUCCAUGGCUCCGAGCUCAAGGACAUGACCCCUGAGCAGCUGGACAGCAUCCUCCGGAACCACCCGGAGAUCGUCUUUGCCCGCACGUCCCCUCAGCAGAAGCUCAUCAUUGUGGAAGGAUGCCAGCGGCAGGGGGCCAUCGUGGCCGUGACGGGCGACGGGGUGAACGACUCCCCAGCCCUCAAGAAGGCCGACAUUGGCAUCGCCAUGGGAAUCGCCGGCUCGGACGUCUCCAAACAGGCGGCAGACAUGAUCCUCCUGGAUGACAACUUUGCCUCCAUCGUGACGGGCGUGGAGGAAGGCCGGCUGAUCUUCGACAACCUGAAGAAGUCCAUCGCCUACACCCUGACCAGCAACAUCCCCGAGAUCUCUCCGUUCCUGCUCUUCAUCCUCCUCAACAUCCCGCUCCCGCUGGGCACCAUCACCAUCCUGUGCAUCGACCUGGGCACGGACAUGGUGCCCGCCAUCUCCCUGGCCUAUGAGAAGGCCGAGAGCGACAUCAUGAAGAGGAAGCCGCGGGACUCCGAAGUGGACAAGCUGGUGAACGAGCGCCUCAUCGGCAUGGCCUACGGGCAGAUUGGCAUGAUGCAAGCCCUCGCCGGCUUCUUCACCUAUUUCGUCAUCAUGGCGGAGAACGGCUUCCUGCCCAAUACCCUGAUGGGGAUCCGGCUGGACUGGGACGACCGCUCCAAGAACGACCUGGAGGACAGCUACGGACAGGAGUGGACGUACACCCAGCGGAAGCAGGUAGAGUUCACCUGCCACACGGCCUACUUCAUCAGCAUCGUGGUGGUGCAGUGGGCCGACCUGAUCAUCUGCAAGACCCGGAAGCUCUCCCUCUUCCACCAGGGCAUGAGGAACCGGAUCUUGAUCUUUGGCCUGCUGGAAGAAACAACCUUGGCCGCCUUCCUGUCGUACUGCCCGGGCAUGGACGUGGCCUUGCGCAUGUACCCGGUCCGGGUCACCUGGUGGCUCUGCGCCCUUCCGUUCAGCCUGCUGAUUUUCGUCUACGAUGAGAUCCGGAAGCUCAUUAUCCGUCAAUGCCCAGGGGGUUGGGUAGAGAAGGAGACCUAUUACUGAUCAGGCUACUCAUGACUUUGCCAGGGUGCCCGUUACAACCAUUCCAAA